Hemiscyllium ocellatum (epaulette shark) is the source of this 897-nucleotide messenger RNA. RefSeq lists its product as uncharacterized. NCBI's taxonomy places the organism in Eukaryota, Metazoa, Chordata, Chondrichthyes, Orectolobiformes, Hemiscylliidae. The transcript has 4 exons. The record is from RefSeq and is a predicted model, not a curated record. The coding region runs from base 1 to 897 and encodes 298 amino acids.
AUGAAAAGUUUAAAUACAGAUGAGGUCGAGAGAUUUAAAAUCACUUGGAGUGAACAGACUGGAGGAGGUUAUUUCAGUCAGUCAGUGACACAGAGCCCAGUCGCAAUUAAUAAGAAGGAGUGUCAGUCUCUCACCAUCAACUGUGUUUUUAAAUAUCGUUAUUCUUAUCAAUAUUUUGAGAGUGGACAUUUCUUCAGACAAACGCGGCCAGCUGCGGAAUGGGAGCGGAUCUCCGGUGGCGGGAGAUUCGUUGUGUCCACAGAUAAAGCACAAAAGACAUUUUCAUUGGAAAUUCGGGAUGUCAGAGUUGAAGACACCGCCACCUAUUACUGCAAAGCUCUGGGAUGGCACACACAGAGACUUAAUGGAGCAUUGCUGUGUUAUUAUGACGAUGUAGAUGGAUCCGGAACGGCGGUGACUGUCACAGCUGGUUUCGGUUCCCUGGUGUCCCGGGGUCCACCACUCCAAACCUCUGCUGCUGGUGACACCGUUACAUUAAGCUGUGAAUACUCAGGGAUCUGUCAGUACACAGUUUACUGGUACUGUCAGUCGCCAGGCCAACCUCCAAAAUAUAUGCUUCAAAGACACACCUCAGGAGAGCAGAAUAAAGAAAAUGUUGCAGGCGGAAGAAUCUCUGCUUCUCUUGAUGCUACGUCGAAAAUCAGUUGGUUAGUGAUCUCGCAAACACAACUAAGUGACUCCGCUGUGUAUUACUGUGCACUGAGUCGGCUCACAGCCCGCACAGUGAUACACAGUACGGAGAGAGCUGGACAAAAACCUGAACAUGCUGGGAAUGACAGACAGAGUGCCACAGAUCUCGGAGACAGCUCUAAAAUACCUGAAUGUGGAGUGAUUACAGACACAAUGAUACACAGCACGGAGAAAGAUUUCAAAUAA